Molecule: messenger RNA, 1392 nt
Organism: Ectocarpus siliculosus
Lineage: Eukaryota; Phaeophyceae; Ectocarpales; Ectocarpaceae
Source: the annotation of a GenBank genome assembly
AUGGCCUUCCUGUUAGAUGGGUGGUUCAAGACAGACGAGGAUGACAUCAACGAUCUGCCGCCAGAUCUCAGGGACACUUACGUCAACCCCUGGAAGAUCUUUGGGCUUUCCAACGAAUCAACACCAUGGGACUUGAGGGACGCUUUUCGACAGCGAUGUUUGCAGAUGACGCCGGACUUCACUGGCCUCCAAGGCCUCGCCAAGCACAGCUUUCACAACUUCCGCCAGGUGCUGUUCGCCUACCGAAUGUGCACGGGUGAACUGGCGGGGCCAGCCGGAAAACUCUCCCGGUCGCUGGACGGCUCGCCCCUGCUGCAGAACACGAACCCGUGGGACAUCCUUAACACUCUGCGCCCGCUGAAGGCCAAGGGGGUAAGCGUGGGGCCCAGCGCGAGGGCAUCUAAGAUGCUCGCGGUGCAGCUCAAGAGCGCCGUGACGGUGUUCGGGGGGAAGGGAUCCAGCGGGAUGCCUCGCGUUGCGUUCGAGUUAGAGGUGUCGUAUUGUAUGCGGAUACAUCGCGUGGAGAGGUUUCUGAGCGACUUUGAGCAGCUGCACGCGAGGUUGGCCGCCGAGCUCAUCAUCCUGCCAAACUUUCCCGAAGGGGGAGAGAUCGCUUCUCUGUUGGGAGGGAAGCAAGAGUUGGGACGAGAGCUGUGCGCCUAUGUGCAGAGGGUUCACACGCUGCUGGCGAAAAGAGGCGUUUUUAGUCCGAGAGUCAUGGAAUUUUUGAAGGUGGUAGAAGAGGACUGGCUGGUGAGGUGGACAAAGUUCGUCCUCGGGCGAGGGGCCCGUCGGUAUCACGCUCCCGGAGAGAUAGACAACCGGUCGCUCCUUGAUGCGCCAAACAAAGCUCGGAAGGGUUUGGUGCUCGGGGAAGACUACCGCUUGGUGAACUUCAACGUUUGGACGUACUGGCUACUGGUGUACGGCGGCGGGCCGAGCAUCGGUAGAGCCUCCAAGGACAUCUACGGCCGCUCGGCAAUAGCGUACCCGACGGCGGUAGUGAAUAUUCAAGCGAGCAUCAGGGGUUUCCUGGGGAGGAAGCGGGCCUGGCGGGAGUACUUCUCUAGACUUGCCAUGGAACACGCGGGGGCAAAAGAGGCGCUCUAUGAGAGGAGAUUGCAUGACAUCCAGGAGGCGGCGCUGGCGCACAUAGAGACGGCAAGGCGGGAGAGGAAGAAGGGAAGGAUGACGAGGGCAGCCCUCUUCACCCAGGUGGAAUGGCGCCGAAAAAAGGGCUACACGUACCAGGUGGACAGGCUGGAGACGCAGCAGUACAUCCAAGACGUCUUCGAGAGGGCCGACAACACCGUCAGCGAACCACCAAAGAACAAGCCCAUGGUGGUUCGAGAAGUGAAGAGUAUCGUCAACAUCGGAGGAGCAGAGGAAUAA